Diabrotica balteata is the source of this 1861-nucleotide messenger RNA. The record is from the annotation of a GenBank genome assembly. NCBI's taxonomy places the organism in Eukaryota, Metazoa, Arthropoda, Insecta, Coleoptera, Chrysomelidae.
AAUUGACAGAAUGAUUUUGUUGUCUUCACGUUGUAUGUGGCAUAGGUUAUUUCGGUGUAGAAAUUUAUCACCAGUAUUAACACUUUCUAAAAUGUCUACUAAUCAAUUAUUAGACGUAAAAAUAAAAGAACAAGCUGAUCUUGUUCGUAAUUUAAAGGCUUCCAAAGAAUCGAAAGAGAAAAUUGCAGAAGAAGUAGAAAAACUUCUUGCGUUGAAAGCUCAACUCCAAAUUGAUGAUGGCAUUAGCAGUAAUAAUCAGAAAUUUGUCCUUAAAACUCCGAAGGGUACAAGAGAUUUUGCUCCAGAACAAAUGUCUCUGAGAUUAGAAGUUAUGGAUAAAAUAACCUCAGUUUUUAAGAAACAUGGUGCCGUAACUAUUGAUACACCAGUUUUUGAAUUAAAAGAAGUUUUAACUGGAAAGUACGGUGAAGAUUCUAAGCUUAUUUAUGACUUGAAAGAUCAAGGAGGUGAGAUACUUUCCUUACGUUAUGAUUUAACAGUUCCUUUUGCACGUUACCUUGCUAUGAAUAAAAUUACUAAUAUCAAACGUUACCAUAUUGCCAAAGUAUAUAGAAGAGAUAAUCCAUCGAUAACUAAAGGAAGAUAUAGGGAGUUUUAUCAAUGUGAUUUUGAUAUAGCUGGAUCUUAUGAUCCAAUGAUUCCAGAUGCUGAGUGUGUAAAAAUUAUGUAUGAAAUAUUAACAAGUCUUGAUAUGUCUCCAUUUGUAAUCAAAUUGAAUCAUAGGAAAUUGUUGGAUGGAAUGCUAGAAGUAUGUGGUGUUCCUACAGAAAGCAUAAGAACUAUCUGUUCAUCUAUUGAUAAGUUAGAUAAGUCUCCUUGGGAGGAAGUAAGAAAGGAAAUGGUUGAAGAAAAAAAUUUAUCACCUGAAUCAGCUGAUAAAAUUGGAGAAUAUGUAAGAUUAAAUGGAAAAGUUGACUUAGUUGAAAAGUUACAACAAAAUGAAGUACUUAGCAAAAAUAAAAGUGCCCAAGAAGGAUUGGAAGCCAUGAAGCUAUUAUUGAAUUAUUGUGACUUGUAUAAUACAUCAGAUAAAAUUUUAUUUGAUCUGAGCCUUGCUAGAGGUCUAGAUUAUUACACAGGAGUUAUAUAUGAAGCUGUAUUACUAAAAGAUAAUAAUGUUGGAGGUGAUAUCUCAGUAGGUUCGGUAGCUGGUGGGGGUAGAUAUGAUAAUCUAGUAGGAAUGUUUAAUCAAAAGAGUAAGCAGGUUCCUUGUGUUGGAGCAUCAAUUGGUGUAGAAAGGCUAUUUACUAUUAUAGAAGCAAGGCAAGCAAAUUCUACCACUAAAUGCAGAAAGACAGAUAUUGACGCUUACAUAGCAUCCGCCCAAAAAAAUUUGCUGGAGGAAAGAAUGAAACUGUGCUCUGAGCUUUGGGAUAAGGGCUUUAAAGUGGAACAUUCUUAUAAGAAGAAUCCUAAACUUUUAGUGCAGUUGCAACAUUGCGAAGAAAACGGCAUACCCUUUGCUAUAGUUUUAGGCGAAAGUGAAAUUAAAAAUGGAGUUGUCAAGUUAAGAAAUGUAGAAACUAGGCAAGAAACAGAAGUGAAACGGGAAAAUUUAGCAGAUGUGUUGAGGGAUAGCUUGAGCUCAUUAAUUUGAGAUAAUUAAAUUAUUUUAUAUUAGGCACAAUGUUUUCCUUUUUUCUUGUUGAAUUUUAUAUAUAUUUAAAUUAUAUAUUUUAUAUGUUUUGCAUUAUCUUUGUAUUCAGUAUUUUUUUACGAAUUUUUUAUAUUUGUAACUUAACUGACAUAAUGUAACAAAUAUAAAAAUCACAACAAAUCCACCAAAUAUACAAUAGUAUUGCAUCAAUAAACAUAAUUGGUACCCUUGCUGAGUUUCCCU